Molecule: messenger RNA, 759 nt
Organism: Opisthorchis viverrini
Lineage: Eukaryota; Metazoa; Platyhelminthes; Trematoda; Opisthorchiida; Opisthorchiidae
Exons: 4
Coding region: 1-759 (252 amino acids)
Source: RefSeq, a predicted model, not a curated record
AUGUUGGAGCGUUAUCGCAGCCUUCGCACGAAUGGUGUUAACAAUCUGGACAGCUUAGUCGUUUCCGAUACCAGCGGCUCUCAAAGCUUAAUUGAAAUGCGUUGGACCAAGGAGGCUCGCCGCGAUAGUUUGUUUGGAAACGACUUAGAAGCGUUCAGUCCUAAUCCUUCAGAUGAUAGCUUCGCAAAAUUCGCCUUACAGCCAGGCACAUUUAACUGUGGUUCCUUUCGUACUAAACAGGAUUACCAAAGCAAAGGCCAAGUUGUUUUGCAAGUCAUUGCAGUGAUUAUUGAUGAUCGUUUAGCUGUAACACCCUUUUGGUGCCUAGCUGCCAUUCGGAUCCCCUGGUUCGGGCCAGUUCUGAACGAGCCGUUGAGCGCCAAGCGAGGGAAGCAAAGCUGCCAACACACACACACAGUUGCCCAUCCACACUGCCGGCAAAGCAAAACUACAGCUGAAAUUGCCGCUGAUCGGCCUGGUCAGAGUCCAGUAAUUCCAUUAACCACAUCCACUGAAGCGGACCAACACGUACCUGAUUCCAGCCCAUUUUGCUCAGUCGUCAGAGGAAUCCUUUUCCCGAAGCUGUCGACUUCCCUUGAAUACGUUGUUCAGUUGCCAGAAACUGUUUAUCUUGGAGACUUGACUCGGAUAUGGGUACGUGCUUGCACAAGACGGGAUGGGCUUGCAGGCGAGCCAAUCAACGUAGUAGAUAAACCUGUUUGCCUGGACAACUGUAUAAGUUCCAGUGAACUGGCUUGA